Messenger RNA from Python bivittatus (Burmese python), 1420 nucleotides. RefSeq names its product spliceosome associated SDE2 (gene SDE2). The record is from RefSeq and is a predicted model, not a curated record. Lineage: Eukaryota; Metazoa; Chordata; Lepidosauria; Squamata; Pythonidae. Gene Ontology annotation, cellular component: nucleus.
UACAGGAAGUCAGAAAAUGGCGGUGUUGGUAAGGGAUCCCUUGCGCUCGAAGGUGCAAUUUGUGAUGUUGCCAGCUGAAGACUGGUCAGUUCGAGAUUUUCUCCGCUCCUGGUGCCAGGCGCAGGGGCUUCCUGAAGAUCACUUUUAUAUAAAGUGUAAUGGUAGAUGUAUUAAUUUUGAAGGUGUACUACAAAAUGGAGCUGUUUACAGCGUGGAACCAAGGUUAUGUGGUGGAAAAGGAGGUUUUGGAUCUAUGCUCCGAGCACUUGGUGCUCAAAUUGAGAAGACAACAAACCGAGAAGCUUGCAGAGAUCUCAGUGGAAGGAGACUCCGAGAUGUUAAUCAUGAAAAAGCGAUGGCUGAGUGGGUGAAACAACAAGCAGAACGGGAAGCAGACAAGGAACAAAGGCGUUUAGAAAGGCUGAAGCGAAAGUUGGCUGAACCGAAGCACUUUUUCACUAACCCAGAUUACCAGCAGCAGUGCCAUGAAAUGGCAGAGAGACUUGAAGAUUCUGUCCUGAAAGGUAUGCAAGCUUCUUCCAGCACAGUGGUGUCCCCAGAAAGCAGUGAGAGUCGAAAAUGGACCACUGACUCUGGAAAAGGAGCACCACCAGAGAAGAAAAGGUGUUUCUGGUUAGGUAUAGAAGGGUUGGAAGAUCCUGACAGUUCAGAGGAUAAUAGUGAUGAUGAUGAAGAUGAAUCUCCUAGUAUGUCAGGAAGAUGCUCCACAACAUCUGACAGCCAUAUCAGUGUGACCGACAAUUUAAAUGAGUUUCCCAGGAAUUCAGAGGAUUCUGUAAGCUGCAGUUCAGGCUCUGAUGAGAAGUCAGAAGAUCAAACAAAGAAUAAAAAAGAUCUACUAGAAGAUCCAGCUUUCAAUACAAUUGUAGCCAGUGAGAAACAUAAAACACCACAGAUUCUGAAGGAAGAAAAGCAUGCAAAUGUCUCAAGUACUGAAAAAGCUGCGAGUCAAUUUCAGCAUGCAGGUACUUCAAGAAUCAAUCUGCUGGAAUUCAAUUCUGUUGCGGAACUGGAAGCCUUAGGGCUAGACAACCUAAAGUUUGAACUGUUGGCUUUGGGACUAAAAUGUGGAGGUACCCUACACGAAAGAGCAGAACGACUUUUUUCAGUGAGAGGUCUAUCUAGAGAUCAGAUUGAUCCUGCUUUGUUUGUUAAGCCUUCCAAAGGGAAGAAGAAAUAAAAAUGGUGGUAUGGCUUCCUUUUAUACUUCAGGUUUUUCAACAUUCUUCUCAUUCUGCUGUUUUGUAUAAUAUCUUUCAAAAGCCAGUGUAAAUUUGUAUACCCUUUAAUGCUUUAAGAAUAAUUUUUGUGAUGAUGGCUAAAAGUACUUGUUAGUGGACAUCUUUUUUUUUUUAAUUUGUUAGUGCUUAGUAAAAGACUAGUAUAUUUUAUAUUCAAG